CAAUUAUUGUUUUCAGUCGCAUACUACUGAUUAUACUCGAAUAUUGUCGAUGUCUGAUCACAGACUGCAGGUUGAAGCUGUUAUACCUGGAAUUGGCUUGAGGAUUAGCACCUCGCUCUGGAGUUGAUCUCUCUUGCUCAUCGCAUAACUACGUUAGGUAUCGCCUGAUCUCAACGUUGAAGACCCACCACCGGACACAAAUUGGGCCGCUCCCUUGACUUUAUCAAUCGACUUACCUGUCUAAUCAAUACUUUCUGGUUGCUAUUGUGUUCUCCAUCAGAAAGAUGGACAUGAUUUCAUUUUUGCCCUCGUUUGGUCAAUGGAGACUAUGGGGCGACUCCAAAACCUUCAAUAUCCCUCCGGUUGAAGUGCAUGAGAUUGAUACGGCCCAAGAGAAGCCCGCUCGUGCCCUUAAGCAUCUACUCAAACUGAAUCACGCCAACCACGCGUUCCUGUGGAACGACCGCAAAUUUCACAACCAUGCACCUCAUAUCCUUGGUUCCGCCUUUCUGCAAGGUGCAGACGCGGAUGACUUGAAUCGUAUAUACGAACAUGAGUCCAAAUCCUUAGAUCCAUGGGAAGACUCUCCCGGCGAGAUCAGUACAUAUGACUGGCGAGACUAUCUUUCUCGCCGAGAAUAUCAACGUGCGUUCGUAGACUUUUUCGAGGACGAACUUGUCCGUCAUGGCUAUGACUGGAAAGCAGUGGUGUUUCAGUACCUGUUAUCAGGGAAAGAGCCAUUGUUCAGCUCUCUUGUUGCCGAUCUUGGACAUCCCCUUAUUCACCUCGCAUACGCUUUCGAGAUGUCUAGUCGUGAAGUAGCUAUGGAGGCAUUGGGUAUGACCGCCACCUGCUACGGUAGUAUUCACAAAUACCUUGACGACCCUUCUUACUCGAGAACCGAGCCCUCCUACCACACAACUUCUCUCUUUGAAAUUCUCGCCAAGGUGCGAGCUGACAAGCAUUUCAAUGACCUCUUCACAACGUCUGAGGAGGAUAACAUCGAAGUGCUCUUUCGUAACCACGAAGCUGCCCUCCUCAACCAUUGGAAUGCGUGGACGAUUCAGGAUCCCAUUGCUCAGUUCCGUGAGAGCCAGGAAGCGGCUGCAGCGCUGCUGACCGCCACGGUUUCGCCCGCUCAUCCUAAGUAUGACUUUUUUCUCGUGCACAUCCUCACGACUAGCCACGCCGUGCGGAUUAUGCUUCCUCUCAUCCCGGGGAAGUUCCAGAUGGCUCUAGUCCGGCAGUGGUGGCUUAUGACGUUGAGCGUGUAUAUCGCGGGGCUGCGGCCGGAGAUUGAUCUCGAGAGAAUUAAGGGAUACGAUCUCAAGGGUCGGGACUGGAAGUGGACGGCGCACAAGGCUGUCAAAGGGCAGUACUCGACUGACGCACAUUACGUUAAGGCUAUCCGGGCUUUGAGGGAAGCGGCCAACACAUGGGGGGAUCAAGAGGGCUACUACCUACGGGCAGCUGUUCGGUUCGCUGAUGAAUUCGAUGACUGGGCGUUUUGAAAGGAGGAUCAGGGUGUGGAGAUCCGGGAAUUGUUGUGAGUUUUUGGUUGCAUGGCAGUCUGGUUGCCGGUGGUUGGGAAAGGAUUCAUCGGCUUGGCGCUAAUAUUCCUGAGAAUGAUCUCAUCUGUACUUAUUCAUGUGUUGUCACGCUCUGAUCGUCUUUUGUCCGUUAUCCAACAAAUUGACAAAUCGUGCUUGCGG
Messenger RNA from Aspergillus saccharolyticus JOP 1030-1, 1712 nucleotides. Its product is annotated as questin oxidase family protein. The transcript has 4 exons. NCBI's taxonomy places the organism in Eukaryota, Fungi, Ascomycota, Eurotiomycetes, Eurotiales, Aspergillaceae. The record is from RefSeq and is a predicted model, not a curated record. Gene Ontology annotation, molecular function: oxidoreductase activity. The coding region runs from base 285 to 1511 and encodes 408 amino acids.